UAUUGGUGACGGACGCACUUACUUCCACGGGCUUCCAGAUAAAUUUGUUUCCAUUAAAAAGUAUAUUUUCCCCUAAGUUAUAAAUUAAGUCGAUAAACUGCCUGUUAAGCUGCUUGUCUGUUGAGUAAAUUUAGCAGCUGGCGGUGAUGGAGGAGGAGCAGAGAGCGGGUACCGCUGCUGCUGCUGGAGCUGCAGAAGGAGGAGGACAAUCGGUGAAGGAUGAAGAAGAGGUAGAAGAGGUAAAAGAGGAAGAUGUGACACAUACAGCAACUCAAGGCGAAGAGGAGGAAGAUGAGGACGCUCUUCCUCAUUCAGAAAUCUUGGAUAUUUUCGAGGAAGGACUUGCUCGACUCGUGCAGGAUCCUUUGCUCUGUGACCUGCCAAUUCAGGUGACUCUGGAGGAGGUCAACUCUCAGAUUGCUUUGGAGUACGGCCAGGCGAUGACUGUAAGAGUCUUGAAAGCAGACGGUGAAGUGAUGCCGAUUGUGGUGGUGCAAAAUGCUACGGUCCUUGAUCUGAAGAAGGCUAUUUGCAGAUUUAUGGAGCUAAAACAGCAACGGGAAGGCGGCGUGAAACACAUCAGCUGGAGAUAUGUUUGGAGGACGUAUCAUUUAGUAUUUCAGGGCGAGAAGCUCGAAGAUGACAAGAUGAGGCUUAAAGACUAUGGGAUCAGGAACAGAGACGAAGUGACGUUCAUGAAGAGACUCAGGAAAAAGUGAACCACGAAAAACACUGUUUGCUGCAGUCCUCGUGUGUGCUCGUGCUCACAGCGUUUUAUUCUUAAAAUAACUUAAAAAAAAUGUUGCUGUAGUUUUUUAGCCUCUCAAAGAGGCUUCAUGUAAAUAAAAUAUUUA
Messenger RNA from Neolamprologus brichardi, 854 nucleotides. It is a transcript of the gene snrnp25, whose product is annotated as small nuclear ribonucleoprotein 25. Gene Ontology annotation, biological process: mRNA splicing, via spliceosome. Gene Ontology annotation, molecular function: protein binding. Gene Ontology annotation, cellular component: U12-type spliceosomal complex. Lineage: Eukaryota; Metazoa; Chordata; Actinopteri; Cichliformes; Cichlidae. The record is from RefSeq and is a predicted model, not a curated record.